Molecule: messenger RNA, 528 nt
Organism: Saprolegnia diclina VS20
Lineage: Eukaryota; Oomycota; Saprolegniomycetes; Saprolegniales; Saprolegniaceae
Exons: 2
Coding region: 1-528 (175 amino acids)
Cellular component (GO): cytoplasm
Source: RefSeq, a predicted model, not a curated record
AUGCCGCCCAGCUACGUCGAAAAGUUCAACCGGUACCACACCGUGCCUUUCCUUGUGUACGAAGGGUACCCUGUGUACGAGUCGGCGAUCUACAACGACGGGAAGCUCCACAGCCGCGACAGCCCCGAGCGCGCGGCGUUGGCGCAGCUGGCCCAAGCCAAGAUUGAGGCUGGCCCGUUUUUCGCCCUUCUCCUCAACCAAGACCCGGCCAUGAAGGACAAGCUCGAGGCCAACCUGCGCGAUUCGCUUGGCGAACUGGAGAAGAUCUACCGCGACCACGCGGCCGACUUUCGAGCCGACGGCCCAUAUCUUCUCGGCGCCGACCUCAGCAGCGCCGAGAUCAGCAUCGUGCCGUUCCUUUUCCACUUCAAGCACGUUCUGGGUCACUACCGCGACUUUGACGUGACCAAGGGCUUUCCGCUUCUCACGGCGGCGUACGAAGCCGCGAUCGCACGCCCGGCGUUCAAGCUCACAGUGCGCGACCCCGAGUACUAUAUCAAUGCGUAUGCCAAGUACGCCAACCUGUGA